Messenger RNA from Daphnia pulicaria, 1822 nucleotides. It is a transcript of the gene muc, whose product is annotated as dihydrolipoyllysine-residue acetyltransferase component of pyruvate dehydrogenase complex, mitochondrial-like. The coding region runs from base 113 to 1621 and encodes 502 amino acids. The transcript is spliced from 7 exons. Gene Ontology annotation, molecular function: dihydrolipoyllysine-residue acetyltransferase activity. Gene Ontology annotation, biological process: pyruvate decarboxylation to acetyl-CoA. NCBI's taxonomy places the organism in Eukaryota, Metazoa, Arthropoda, Branchiopoda, Diplostraca, Daphniidae. The record is from RefSeq and is a predicted model, not a curated record. Gene Ontology annotation, cellular component: pyruvate dehydrogenase complex.
ACUGCAGUUUUUUGGGUUACCAAAAAAUCAGCUGUUCUAACCUGCCUUCGUCUUCUUCAUAUGAGCACACCGUGAUUUCCACUUCCAGUUCCGCUCAUAUAAUUCCUUGAAAAUGUUCCGAUCAUCGUUAGUUCGAAAGGCUUGUGUUGCAAAGAUUACUUUGGAAAAUGCAACGAAAACACGAGCUGCAAGGAAACUUUCGACGGUUGUGUUUCAGAAGGAUAUUUCAAGACGUGGAGAAACAUAUGUUGACAAGAGCACUGGGUAUUCAACAGUCUCUAUCAUAACUGGACUCCAUAAAAUAUCAGUAAGAAUGUAUGCCAGUGGUACACUUCCUUCCCAUAAAAGAGUUGAACUGCCCGCAUUGUCUCCUACCAUGGAAUCUGGAACUCUUAUUAGUUGGGAAAAGCAAGAAGGUGACAAACUUAAUGAGGGAGACCUUCUAGCUGAAAUUGAAACCGAUAAGGCCACUAUGGGAUUUGAAACUCCAGAAGAAGGAUACUUGGCUAAAAUUAUGAUCCCUGCUGGCUCCAAAGAUGUUCCAAUUGGAAAAUUGGUUUGCAUCAUUGUUGAAAAGGCUGAAGAUGUAGCAGCUUUCAAAGAUUUCAAAGACGAUGGGGCUGCUGUUGCUGCUCCACCAGCUUCUCAACAACCAGAAAUCAUUACUCCAUCUCAAUCAUCAGUUGCUACAGCUGCUCCAGUACCCUCAUCCACCGCCGCAACUUCUUCUGAGAGGGUAUUUGCGUCCCCAUUGGCUAGAAAAAUGGCUGCCGAGAAAGGAAUUUCAUUGGCAUCUGUAUCUGGUGGUUCAGGAUUCGAAGGAUCGAUCACAGCUAAAGACCUUGAUAAAUUGUCUGUGGCUCCGAAACCCGUUGCUGCAGUUCCACCAACUGCUGCAGCUCCUAUUCAAGCAGUUGCUGGACAAAAAUAUACGGAUCUUCCUGUAACUAAUAUCCGUGGUGUUAUCGCAAAACGUUUACUACAGUCCAAACAAUCUAUCCCUCAUUAUUAUUUGACGGUGGACGUUACCAUGGAUUCAGUACUUUCACUUCGUCAGGAAUUUAAUGCACUACUAGGAAAGGAUGGGGCCAAGCUGAGUGUUAACGAUUUUGUCAUUAAAGCUGCUGCUCUAGCUUGCCGUAAAGUUCCUGAAGUAAAUUCAUCGUGGCAAGAAACUUUCAUUAGACAGUAUGACACGGUGGAUAUUAGUGUAGCCGUGAGCACAGAUCGUGGUCUUAUUACACCUAUCGUCUUUAAUGCUGAGAGAAAAGGUCUCGCUUCUAUCAGUGCUGAUGUACGCACAUUAGCUGGCAAAGCUCGCGAUGGAAAACUUCAGCCCCACGAAUUUCAGGGCGGCACUUUUUCCAUCUCGAACCUUGGAAUGUUUGGAGUUCGAAAUUUCACUGCCAUCAUAAACCCACCCCAGUCAUGCAUUCUGGCAGUUGGAGGAACUGAAAAACGACUGGUAGUUGAUGCAUCCGCUGAGCAAGGUUUCCGUGCUGCCAAUGUCAUGACUGUGACGUUGAGUAGCGACCAUCGUGUUGUGGAUGGUGCAGUCGGCGCCCAGUGGCUGGCUGCUUUCAAGAGUUACCUUGAAAAGCCUAGCACAAUGCUUUUGUAAAAAAAAAUAUCUAGCAAAGCAACCUUCGUGAAUGUAUGUUGUAUCUUAAAAGUAAGGUAGUCUAGUUGAAUUAGGAAAUCUAGUUGAACCUAAGUUGUUUGUUUUAAUAUCAAAUUGGAUUACCAUUUUUCAGAUCUGUACUGUUAUUCUGUUAAAAAACCCUGUGAAUAGUAGGGGACAAAUAAAAAAGUGCUGACGAAA